AUGGAUAACAUUGAGAUAAUAUGGGACGAUGAAAUUGCUGCGGAGUCUUUUCACAAUUUAAAAUCACUUCAGGUGCGAAGAUGCAAUAAGCUAGCGAACAUUGUUCCUUCUUGCAUUCUUGGACGGCUCAAGAGCCUGGAAAGUUUGGACAUACUAGCAUGUGGCUCGCUCAAAGUUGUUUUCAAACUUCAGCCAUUGAAUCCUCUAGAUAGACAUCCCAUUACUCGUUUGCCGAUAAAAAAGCUGGAGUUAUAUGGAUUACCAGAGCUCAAGUGUGUAUGGGAGAAGGAACUCCACAGUCAAGUCAAAUUCCAGUGUCUCCGUUUUGUUACCGUUUACGGAUGCAAGAACCUCGCCUUUCUAUUUCCAACCUCAAUAGCGCUAUAUUUAACCCAACUUGAGGAGUUGGAGAUCAAUGCAUGUGGUAUCGUGGAACUCAUUGAGAAGGAAGAAGGACUAGUUCCUAGGUUUGUGUUCCCAAAGUUAACCUCCCUCAAGCUUGAGCAUCUAAUAGAAUUGAAGUGCAUCUACACCGGAAAACAUGCUUCAUAUUGGCCAGCAUUGAAGACCCUAAAGGUGUGUGGCUGUGACAAAGUGGAGAUACUUGCAUCGCACCUUGAGAAUGAGAUGCCACUUCUUAAACAGCCUCUUUUCAUAGUAGAAAAGGGUGCAUUCUCAAAUCUACAAGAGUUAAAAUUGGAAUCAUCCAAAUGGAUGGAGAUAUGGAAUGGGAGUUUUCUUAAUGGAGAAUUCUUCUGCAAGCUUAGAGUUCUUGAGCUUUGUCGUAUCUCAAAGGAAUCUGCAAUGUCCGCAAGCAAAAUGAAAGCAUUGCAAGUGUGCGAUUGCGGGUCACUAGAAGAAAUAUCCAAUCUUGAAGGAAUGGAGGCUAUGAAUAACACUCAAGUGCUGCCUUAG
Messenger RNA from Eucalyptus grandis, 915 nucleotides. RefSeq lists its product as uncharacterized. The coding region runs from base 1 to 915 and encodes 304 amino acids. The transcript has 3 exons. The record is from RefSeq and is a predicted model, not a curated record. NCBI's taxonomy places the organism in Eukaryota, Viridiplantae, Streptophyta, Magnoliopsida, Myrtales, Myrtaceae.